AUGGCCUCGGGCUCUGCGUCCCGCGACUCUCCCGCGCGGCCUGCGUCGCCGUCGGCCAGCUUCUACGCCAUGAGCGACGACGAAGAGGGCGGCUACAACACAAUCACCCACGCAGAGUCGGGCAGGGGCGUCAAACUCCUCUUUUCCAAGAGCAAGGUCUAUGUCCACCCGACCCCGUCCGCCAAAGACAACAUCCCCGGCUACGUCGCCCUCUUGCAGCAGAAGCCCCCCAAGACCGGUCGCCCGACGUCGUCGUCCUCGCACGACUCCCACCAGUCGCCCGCCUCGUCGGACCUGCUCCUUGCCUGGAUCCCCGAGUCGGCCCUGGGGGACUCGGCCGGCAUCUACGUCAAGGUCGACCUCUGCGACGGGGACUCGCCCCCGAAGCAGUCCUACCUCGUCCCUCCCCCACCCACCGUCACCACCCACAGCGGCUCCGUCGGCGGCUAUGCCUUUGCCAUCCCCGUCAGCGCCGUCUACUCGCUCCUCGUGCGCCCUCCGAGCCUGGGCUGGUGGUAUGGCUCCGUCAUCAUCAACUCGAGGGCCGGCGACUGCUUCCCCGCCCUCUUCUUCCACGACAACGAGUGCCAGAGCACCAUCUUGCAGAAGAAGAAACUGACCCACGACACCUUUGACCCCUUUGGAGAGGCUGGCCAGAUGUUCUGGGGCGCCGACGAGGUCUUGCGCUGGCUGCGUCGCUACGUAAAGAUUGAGAGAUCCGCCGCCGAGCCCAACAUCUACCUCGUCGAACCCAGCCACGAGGACCUCGAGUCGUUUGGCGGUGCCAAGCCCGCGACCGCCCGCACAGGCCAACCCGGGGCGUCAGGAAGUCGGGAUGCCGAAAUGGACCCCUUUGUCAAGUUGAUCAAGGAGACUGGCUGGAAUAUCUUGAAUCAGUUCAGCAAGGUCACCACCUUGACUAGGAGGGCCGCCCAGGAUCUUGCCGAAAACUCCAACAUGCCGCCGCAGGUCAAGCGACUGCUGCGAAAUCCCGAGGUCCAGACGCUGCAGGACGAAUUCGACAGUGCUCGCAUCUACCUCGCGCGAUGGGCUAUGGGCAUCGCCGAGCAGAGCGAGAGAGACCGACGAGGCCGCAUCUGGACCGUCCGCGACGUCGCCGAGCUCGAAGACACCGACGUUGGCGAGUUUGAGCUGCUUGAAGGCACCAGCUCCUUGUCGUUGGAGGAGAGACGCAAACCAGUGACGGCCGCCGAGUGGGCGACCUUCUUCGACUCGGAGACGGGCCGCCUGUCGCUGACGGUCGACGAGGUCAAGGAGCGCAUCUUCCACGGCGGCCUGGACCCCGACGACGGUGUUCGCAAGGAGGCCUGGCUAUUCCUGCUGGGCGUCUACGAGUGGUACGGCACCGCCGACGAGAGAAAGGCCCAGAUCGCGUCCCUCCGAGACCAGUACUACCGGCUGAAGCUCACAUGGUGGGAGCGGUUGGACGGCGAGGGCGGCGAGGGCGAGGCUGGCGAGUGGUGGCGCGAGCAAAAGGGCCGCAUCGAAAAGGACGUGCACCGGACGGACCGCAACGUGCCCAUCUUUCAAGGCGAAGACACGCCGCACCCGGACCCCAACUCGCCCUUUGCCGAUGUGGGGACCAACGUGCAUCUGGAGCAGAUGAAGGAGAUGUUGCUCACGUACAACGAGCACAACAAGGACCUCGGCUACGUCCAGGGCAUGUCGGAUCUGCUGGCGCCCAUCUACGCCGUCAUCCAGGACGACGCCAUUGCCUUCUGGGGCUUUGAGCGCUUCAUGGACCGCAUGGAGCGCAACUUUCUGCGCGACCAGUCGGGCAUGCGGGCGCAGCUGCUCGCGCUCGACCAGCUCGUCAACUUUAUGGACCCCAAGCUGUGGAACCACCUGCAGCGCGCCGACAGCACAAACUUCUUCUUCUUCUUCCGCAUGAUUCUCGUCUGGUACAAGCGCGAAUUUGCCUGGCUCGACGUGCUGCGCCUGUGGGAGGGCCUGUGGACCGACUACCUCAGCGCCGAGUUCCACCUGUUUGUCGCGCUGGCCAUUUUGCAGAAGCACCGCGACGUCAUCAUGGAGCACCUCAAGGCGUUCGACGAGGUACUCAAGUACGUCAACGAGCUUUCCAACACCAUCGACCUUGAAUCGACCCUGAUUCGCGCCGAGGCCCUGUUCCGCAAGUUCCAGCGCCUCGUCGAGGCCAUUGACAAGAAGCAAAACUUUCCUGCACCCCGGCCCGCAGACCCAGCUAGCCCGGGAAGCUCUUCGCUGCCUGCGCCUGCUCCGACAUCCGAUACAGCGCCCGGCACAACGCCCGGCGGCAGCAAUAAGGCGCAAAAAAUCAUCACGCCGGAGCUGCGCAAGCUGCUGAGCAGGAAGUUCGAGGUGCUACCGCGUAAGACGGUGGCGCAAAAUGGCGAUGGGAUGCCGGCCUCGUGA
Molecule: messenger RNA, 2415 nt
Organism: Hirsutella rhossiliensis
Lineage: Eukaryota; Fungi; Ascomycota; Sordariomycetes; Hypocreales; Ophiocordycipitaceae
Product: rab-GTPase-TBC domain-containing protein
Exons: 5
Coding region: 1-2415 (804 amino acids)
Biological process (GO): activation of GTPase activity
Molecular function (GO): GTPase activator activity
Source: RefSeq, a predicted model, not a curated record